Molecule: messenger RNA, 918 nt
Organism: Fomitopsis serialis
Lineage: Eukaryota; Fungi; Basidiomycota; Agaricomycetes; Polyporales; Fomitopsidaceae
Product: mitochondrial import inner membrane translocase subunit
Exons: 5
Coding region: 173-646 (157 amino acids)
Biological process (GO): protein import into mitochondrial matrix
Cellular component (GO): TIM23 mitochondrial import inner membrane translocase complex; mitochondrial inner membrane
Molecular function (GO): transmembrane protein transporter activity
Source: RefSeq, a predicted model, not a curated record
GUUGAAGGCGGAGCGACGAGCCACCACCGCGUCUUAACCAUCACAUGCGACGCGUCCGCACGUGACACACCCGGUCUCUCCCCGGCCGUCCGAAAUUUCUCAGCCACCGCACGCUUGAUACAGCGCCCUCGUCACUGUCACUCCCAGCGACCGCACCCACAAAAAAGACGACAUGGCCCACGCAGAUCACACUCGGGACCCUUGCCCAUGGGUUAUCCUCUCCGACUUCGGUAGUGCCUUUGCGAUGGGUGCUGUCGGAGGCACUAUCUGGCAUGGGAUCAAGGGUGCGCGGAACUCACCAAGGGGUGACCGUCUCGUCGGCGCGAUGUCUGUCAUCAAGGCGCGGGCCCCCGUAACAGGAGGCAACUUCGGUGUCUGGGGUGGCAUGUUCUCGACAUUCGAUUGCGCUGUGAAGGGGUGGCGGCAAAAGGAGGACAUGUGGAAUGCAAUCAUCUCGGGUUUCCUGACGGGUGGAUGUCUCGCGGCACGAAGUGGACCUCGCUCAGCAUUGAGCUCAGCCAUUGCCUGCGGUAUCCUACUGAGUGUAUUUGAGGGCGUGGGUGUCCUUGUAUCUCGAGUAUUCAACGAAGGCACAAGACCACAGCUUCCCCCACUGCCGGAUUCUAUGCAAGCACAGCCGUCAUGAUUUUCUGGACUAGAUGUACACUCUGUUUUCCUGACUUUGUCUGUUUCAUCCUAAUCGCUACUCAUUUCAUUGUAUCAUAUCCUAUGCAUGCUCGUGCUCAGAGUGAGCGAUCUUCGGAUAUGGUCGAUGCUUGCUGGUACUCUUUUGUGGACGCAGAAGGGCCGUUCCGUCAGACGUUGGAUACCGAUGAUGCGCAGGGCAGCCGUACAAGAGGAUACCCAGAAGAACGAAAUGCCAGGCUUGUGCAUGUGGUGCCCGAUUUCUUUGAGACU